Messenger RNA from Cyphomyrmex costatus, 1256 nucleotides. RefSeq lists its product as uncharacterized. The record is from RefSeq and is a predicted model, not a curated record. Gene Ontology annotation, cellular component: SAGA complex. The transcript has 7 exons. Gene Ontology annotation, molecular function: transcription coactivator activity; protein heterodimerization activity. NCBI's taxonomy places the organism in Eukaryota, Metazoa, Arthropoda, Insecta, Hymenoptera, Formicidae. The coding region runs from base 26 to 1048 and encodes 340 amino acids.
UAAAAUAAACAAUGUUUUAAAUAUAAUGUACAUGAGAUGCGUUCGACAUUACAAAUCGGAGGUGUCCGUUUGCUCUUUCACCUCGGAAAUUGUUCGGCCAACUCGUAUCUUUCUAGCUGCUACAUGUCAUCUCAUCUACGUUUGUACAAUGAAGUCCAACAAGAAUCUAAGUAAUAGUGGACUGUGGGGCGAGUUGCCUGCACGAGAGAUGAUCAAGCAGGAAGUGAUAACUCCAGAUCUAAUAGAAAAUGUGUGGCGACAAGUCAUGGACGAUUCAAAUAGCACCGACUGUGAUUACCGUAUUGAUCGACAACCUGAAUACUUGCAAUUGCCAAUGGGAAAUAUACAUGUACUAAACACUAUAAAUCUUCACCAACAAUUACGUACAAUGGAAGAAGGAACUAUGCUUGGGAAAAAAAAUAUGACUGUUGUCGAGUCGUCGGAUUCAAAAGAUACAACGAGUUCUAGAAAUCUAUUUCAUUUUCUGCCUUAUCAAUCAAAAAGGAAUACAUUUAAAGAUGGUUCUACUAUAAAUUACUUAACACCAAAAACUUCACGAAAUUUAUUAAGGCACACUGUAACCACGUUGUUAGCGCACAUAGGAUUUGAAAACUCGUCAGAUGUAGCUAUAGAAACGCUCACCGACGUUGCAGAUCACUUUCUGAGGCGGAUGACUUUUCUGUUGAAAGCAGCGUCUGAACAGAAGGAACAUGGAUUUCCUGAUGCUGUGGAAAGAGUAAUGUUGGAGACAGGCGUGGGAGAUGUAUCAACGUUGCAUGACUAUUACCAGGAAUACGUCUUGAAGUUCGAGGAGAACAUAAAGAGAAAAGUCGAGGAAAUGAUGGAGAGACAGAGGCAACUUGAACUUAAUGCUUGUAGUAUUAAACUGGAUGAGGCGGCCCACAAGUUGCAAUUCGAAGAACUAGACGAGUUCGGCAAUGUGUAUCGUGAAGUCCCGACGUUGCAGUUGUUGGAUCCUGACAUGGGAUUUCCACCAAGUCUGGACGCUGGCUUUCAAAUGCUCUACAGUCUUGAACAGGACGAAUAAACUCUCUCCUUUGCAAGUUAAAAUGAUGAUCGUGCUGCUUCGAACUUCCAAAUUCAAUAGCAUAGAAAAGGAAGAAGUGAACGUGAGCAAAUCCUUGAUCGUGGAGCAAGACGAUCAGACAAUAUUUGAGGAUAAAACGAAAUGUUAAUUUAUACAAGAUUCAUGAUUCCCAUUUGUCAACUCGCAACGUGCAUUUAUCGAGACUUAA